Messenger RNA from Ectocarpus sp. CCAP 1310/34, 9711 nucleotides. Lineage: Eukaryota; Phaeophyceae; Ectocarpales; Ectocarpaceae. The record is from the annotation of a GenBank genome assembly.
AUGCAAGCGUCGAAGAGGGCAAGGGUUCCAGCCCUCUCCCUGUGGUCGUUCAAGAGCGCCCAGAGAUUCUUCUCGUUAGGCGCCAGCGCCUCCCCUUCCCCCGCCCGAGCCACCCUGAACCACGCUAGCCGGACCCCGAGAUCGUCUUCGAUCCGCCCUGCCGGCGGCGGUGGCGGCGGCGGCGUGUCGCCGUCCUCGAUCUCCCCGAGCCCGCUCGCUCGCAAGCCCGGGUUUGGUUGGGGGGCGAGGCGCUUGUUCUCCGAGCAAGGCUCUGCUGCCGCUGCUGGCGAGGGCGUGGCCGGAGAUGAUGGUGAGAGCGAUGCCGGGGUGAGUGAUGGCGGUUUCGACGGUGACGUUGCUGACGCGCGCAGCACCGCCGGGCUCGAGACGAAGGAGGACUGCGAACCGCUGACGCAACCACAAGAGCAAGAGCAAGCGGAGCUCGAGCAGCAGCAGCAGGAGGAGGACGAGGACGAGGACGAGCAUGAGCGAGAGCUGGAGCUUGAGCUGGAGCGCACAGUUGCUCAUCCGCUGGUGACAAUAAUGGAGUCGUCGCCGCCGCCGUCGUCAGCAUCUUCCGCAUCGUCGUUGGAAGACGAAACAAUUCCAGGACCGGAGCAAAGCUCAGAAGCCGCUGUGGAACCCCCGCUGGAGCGCACAGUUGCUCAUCCGCUGGUGACAAUAAUGGAGUCGUCGCCGCCGCCGUCGUCAGCAUCUUCCGCAUCGUCGUUGGAAGACGAAACAAUUCCAGGACCGGAGCAAAGCUCAGAAGCCGCUGUGGGACCCCCGCUGGAGCGCACAGUUGCUCAUCCGCUGGUGACAAUAAUGGACUCGUCGCCGCCGCCGCCGUCAGCAUCUUCCGCAUCGUCGUUGGAAGACGAAACAAUUCCAGGACCGGAGCAAAGCUCAGAAGCCGCUGUGGGACCCCCGCUGGAGCGCACAGUUGCUCAUCCGCUGGUGACAAUAAUGGACUCGUCGCCGCCGCCGCCGUCAGCAUCUUCCGCAUCGUCGUUGGAAGACGAAACAAUUCCAGGACCGGAGCAAAGCUCAGAAGCCGCUGUGGGACCCCCGCUGGAGCGCACAGUUGCUCAUCCGCUGGUGACAAUAAUGGACUCGUCGCCGCCGCCGCCGUCAGCAUCUUCCGCAUCGUCGUUGGAAGACGAAACAAUUCCAGGACCGGAGCAAAGCUCAGAAGCCGCUGUGGAACCCCCGCUGGAGCGCACAGUUGCUCAUCCGCUGGUGACAAUAAUGGAGUCGUCGCCGCCGCCGUCGUCAGCAUCUUCCGCAUCGUCGUUGGAAGACGAAACAAUUCCAGGACCGGAGCAAAGCUCAGAAGCCGCUGUGGGACCCCCCGGACCUUCCCCCUCCAUCGCACCACCAUCAACAAGAGCGGGAGUUGGCCCAGGUCUGGCGGUUCGCGACGAGGAGAGCUCGGAUCCCGGCACCACCGCCGCCGCCGCCGCCACCGCAGAUCCUGCCGCGGCUUCGCCGGCUGACCCGCUCGCUAGUUCCCCGCGCACGCCGGCCGCCAGCGGUAGCGCCCUCGACACCACCGGCGGUACCGCCUCCGUCGCCAGCCCCUUCGUCACUGUGAGGAGCGCUACCGGUGCAAGAACGAAGACUGAAGAUCCCGCCGCCGCCGCGGGUGACCGUGAGACGGCCGCGGCCGUAGAGGUCGCCCCGGCGGGGCCCCUGAACGAAGAACCGGCGGCGUCGGCGGCUGCAGAUUCUCUGACGGUGGAGUGGCCAGACGAAGCAGGAGCGGCGGAGGGAUCCCUUUGCGACGCAGGAGGAUUGGCAGGGGAAUCUCUUCGCGGUGUAGGAGCAGCAGCAGCGGCGGCGGCGGCGGCGGCGGCGGCGGCGGAAGCGGCAGGGUCUCCGAACGAGCCAUCCGCGGAACUCGACUCUCCGACCGGAGCACUGGCCAUGGCUCCGCCGCCGUCGCCGUCCUCGCCGACCCCGCCCCCGCCGCCGCCGUCGACCACCCCCCGCUGCUCCCCGUCUUCCCCCCCCGGGGCCGCCGCCGGCGCCGGCGCGAAGGCCACCAGCACGGCGGAGGUGUUAACCCGCCUUGAGGGCCAAGAAGCGUGGGAGAGAUCUGCGAACUCGAAGAUGUCAUCGCUGGGGGUGGAGAUGGUGGAGUUCGUGGUUUUGCCGGGAGAUGGAAGGCGGGUGCCGGUGGUGGUUUCCCCCCGCGGCGGCGGCGGGAGGCGGACCCCGCCGCCUCCCGCCGGCGGCCGCCGUUUGGUGUCACCUCUGGCGGCGGUUGAGCCCGGGGGCGCCUUGCGCAGCAUGCGAGAGUCGUCGGCGUCGUCGUCUUUGUCGUCGUCGUCUUCGGCGUCGUCGUCGGUGGGGGCGGGGGACAGGGUGAGUCUCCGGAGAGAGGAGCUGGCGGUGGCCAAGCAGGGGGCGACGCGGUUGGGUUCUCUGGUAAAGACGAGGUCGGGCCAAGUGGGCACGGUCCGAUUCUGCGGCCUUACGGAGUUCGCCACGGGACUCUGGCUCGGCCUGGAGCUGGACUCCCCCGAGGGGAAGAACGACGGCUCCAACCAGCUCAAGAGGUAUUUCACCUGCCCCGAGCAACACGGUCUGUUCGUUCGUCCCACGAACGUCACCCUUGUCUCGGCUGCUCCUUCUUUUACUUCUCCCCCCGCCGCCCCCACCGCCGCUCCGGUGGCGGCCACGGCUUCUUUCGCGGACACCCCCGCCGGUAUCUUCGAGGACGGCAGCUGCGGCAGCAGCAGCAGCAGCGGCGGCGGUGGCAGCGUUGGGUUUGCGCUAGGAGAGGAUGACCGCGACUCCGAGGGUGGUGGCCGUGGUCUAGAGGCGAAGAUUGCGACUCCGACGCCGGCGACGGGGCCCCGUACCCCCCCACGGCGUGCGGAUGGGCGAUCCCCCCUGACCGAGGUGACCGAGGACAGGCGGCACUCCGUCAACAGCAACCCACCGCUAUCGCGGAGCGGUUCCCCUAUCGCCGCUGCUGCCGCCGCCCGCCGGAAGGAGCAAGAGAGAACGCAUGGCCUGUCUUCGGAGGGUGACAAGGCGGUCACCGCCGCAUGGCUCUUGCCGUUGCCGUUGACUCCCUCGUCCAACACCGAGAACGACGCGGGAUCGUCGUCCCCCCGCUCUUCUCCGCCGCCGGGAUCGUUCCCGGGUCUUGGCCGGCCGGCAAGCACGAUACCCUCGAUGGCGUCGUUCUCGGACGCGCUCGCCGAUGCCGAGACCGAGAACACUGCCGCGGCCGUCGUCGCCGCCGUUGACACCGCCGUCGCUACCGCGGCUACGGCUACGGACACGGAGGCGGCUGAAGGCUCCGGGGUCGAGGGCGGCCGCGACACGAUCGCAGUUUCUCCCGUGGUGGACAGUGCUGCAGACGCCGCUGGAGCCGAGGAGCCUCGGACCACCUCGGUGUUUCCUUGGAGCUAUUCCGGUCAAUCCGAAGAACGGUCCGGGGAGGGGGUCGGUGUGGCCGUGCCCGCUGAUGUCCCUACCCCCACCUACCCUGCAUUUACCGACCCGCUCUCCGCCACCACGACCUACGCGACUGCAAAGAGUGCCGCCGGAAAGGAUGCGGCACCGACGACCAUCACGCCCGCGAAGGUCAUCCAGAAGAAGGCCAAGCUGGUCGGCGACAAGGGCAGCGCGCCGGUGCUGGAAGCGGCGGACGUCGCCUCGACGAAUAAGGGAGCGGUCGCGGAGAAGAUCGCGCUCAUGGAGGCGACGUUCUCAUCGACCGCCGCUGACGCUGCUGCCUCGACCCCGCACGCCGGCCCGGUCACCAGGAAGGGCAACGACUCGGGCUGGGCGAAGCUUAACGCCACCGGCAGCUGGUCGAGUAUCGGCAGCUGGCGAUCGACCGGGGGGUCUAUCCCCGUGGACACGGACACGAAUCCCAAGGACGGUGGUGACCCUGGUGCCCCCGCCGCCGCCGUGGUCAGCGUUUUUCCCUUCUCGGAGGUGGACGAGUCGGCGGCGAUAGCAAUCCCCCCGGCGGAGACAGAGGGAAGCUCGAACGCGGCGGGAUUAAUUGCCGGGGUGACUUGCGGCUCGCCGAGCAGCCUUAUUUGGAGAAUGGACGGCCAGACCGUGCCGCCGGCGUCUGCCGCCACCACCGGCGACGGUGCUUCCGCCGCCGCCGCCACUCCCGGGGAGGGUGUGCCUGGCGAUGGUAGCACGGUGGUCACCGUUGCUGAGGAGAGCAACGUAGGAGGUUAUGUUCCACAGCCCCAAACCGCUCCCUGCGGUGACGCGGGCGGACUUGGCAGCAGCGGCGAAGCUUUCGGAACGACGGCAUCGGAGUCGGGGGUGACAGACGUCGCCGAUGCCGAGCUGGAUGCGACGGCCGGGCAAGACAAUCGGGAAGGGGUGUCCGAUGUGCAGGCUCUUACUGCUGAUUCAGGUGCUGGUGGACUGCCCCGCGAUGAUGUGCCGGAGGCACAAGCGUCGGGCGCGGAGGCAGGAGGAGAGCUCGGUUGCCAGGGCGGCGUGUUGGUGCCGUUGGAGACCGACGAAGGCGAAGGCGUUAGGCCUGGACAUGACGAAGGAUCAGGGUCUGAUGGGGAAGAAGUGGAAGUUGGCGAGGGCGAGGCAGGGUCCACUGCGGGCGUGGGAGACGUUGGCGGCGAUGGCCUGGACGUAUCGGACGGCCUGUUGCUGCCGUCAGAGACCGGCAACGGCUCCCUCGAGUAUGGGCAUGAACAAUCAGGGGCUGAUGAGGAAGGUGUGAGCGAAAGCGAGGGCGAAAGCGAUCGCGAAGGCGAUCGCGAAGGCGAGAACGAAUCCAAUGCAGCCAAUGCGGGCGGGGGAGACGCUGGCGAUGAUCCGGACGCUUCGGUCGGUUCGAUGGCGCCGUUGGCGACCGACGACAACACCCUCGAGCAUGGGCGUGAAAAUUCAGAGGCUGAUGGGAAGGAAGCGAUCAAGAAAGACUCGAGUGCAGCCGAUGCGGGCGUGGGAGACGUUGUUGAUGAUCCCGACGCUUCAGUAGGUGUGUUGACCCAGUCAGCGACCGACGACAACACCUCCCAGCAUGGCCAUGAAGAAUCAGAAGCUGAUGGGGAGGCGGUGGGAGUGGGCGAAAGCGAGGGCGUUGCUGCGGACCCGGGGCACGUUGGCGAUGAUCUGGACGCACCGGACGUCAUGAUGAUGCCGUUUGCGAUUGACGUCGACGCCUUCCAGCACGGGCAUGGAGACUCAGAGGCUGAGGGGGAGGUAGUGAGAGUGGGCGGUACGGGCAUGGGACACGUUGACGAUGACCUGGACGUGUCGGAGACUCUGGCAGCGAUAUACGAAACCGAAGCCGAAAUUGCCAGCUCAGGGGAUGCCAGGGAGAACCCGCAUGGAGAAUCGGAGGCCGGGGGGGCAGAAGAAAGCGUGAGAGAACCGAGUCCCAUGGACGGUGGUGGCCACGGCGUUGGCGGGGUCGUGGGUAGUGACGGAGGAAGAGCACGGGGCCGCGGUAAGCGCCUCGCGGCAUGCUGCCUCGGCGUCGCCGUGCCGAUUGCCGUUAUCGUGGUGAUGCUGGCGGCGGGGGCGGCGCUGAUCGCCGGACCGUCCGCCACCCCGACGAUCAUCCCCGCUACCCUCGACCACGCGUUCGGGGCAGCGAUGGACGCAGCCGCCCGCGUCAUGCCAACAGGCGGCGGGGGCGGCGUUAUGACCGAGCGUCUUCGCGGCGCCCUGCGGGAUGCGUACUUGAGUGUCGUGGACCCAAGCGCCCCCGGUCCGACCGACUCCAAUUUGUUCUCGGGGAGCGGGGAGGCGGCGGGGCAGGAGGAGGAAAAGAAUAGUGCCCCAUCAAGCGCGGAGGAAAGCUUACCGCCCCGGAGGCGAGGGAAGGUGGGACCGCCGGUGUUGUCCGAGAAGCAGGGAAGGGUUGAGCCGGUCCAAUUGGAGCCGACCGCUAGGGCGGGGCGAGAGGCCCGUAGCGAGGACGGAGGCGUUGCUGCCGCCGGCGAGAGGCCCGAGCGGCGCCGCCUUCCCCUGGACGAGAAGGAAGGGCGCGCAGUUCGGCGUCGCCAAGAGAUGACGGCCGGUGGCGGCGGAAGUGGCGGGGAGCUCGGUCGGGAGCUCGGUCGGGAGCUGCGGCUGCCGCUGGACGACGGAGGAACGGGGGCGGGGGCAGGGGCGGCCAUGACGACGGUGCCGCCGAAGGCGGCCGUCAGCUCUAUUUCGAUACGUUCUCCCGACGGCGUCGGCCUCGAAGAGACGGCCACGGCGGCGGCGGCGGCGGCGGCGGACUGGAAGACGCCGCCCGAAGGCCCGACACUCGUCGAAGCGACCGCCGUGACUACUCCGACACUCGUCGCUGUCGACCGGCCGGCCUUGGGUGAUAGACCGUUCGACGCACGGGCUUCAGGUGCUGCCGAGGGUACGGGAGCAGCGACAUCGGCGGUGGUACGAGGGCCGGUGCCGGAAGCUGCAGUGCCUCCCGAGGACGGCGGCGGCGGCGGCGUUACAUCGAUGGAGGAGGCGUUAUCGGGUGCCGGCAGGUACGACGGCGACGACGGGUUGCCCGGAACGGCGACGGAGGGUCCCAGCACAGCUGAUGCCAUUGCUGUGUUGAUGUCGUCCCCGACUGUUGGCGUUGCCGGUGAGGCCGGCCUGCCGAAACGGAGGGCGGCGAAAACGCCGGCGGAUGGCGCGGAAUCGGCGCCGAAGCCGGCGGCCACCGGUUCAUUGACCGACGGGACGCCCGACGGCAUCGGUACGGGCGAGGGCGCCGACGAUGACAAGAGCGAGAGCGACGAGGCAGCAGAGGGGAUCGCAGCGGUGACGGCGGUCGCGGCGGCUUCGGAAAGCCUGACGGCCGGCGACGACAUCUCCACGGACAAUCUCGACGACGAUGACACGGGCAAGAAGUGCACCGAGGUAGAGGAGCGGAUCGCAGUGGAAGAGACUGCGGGUGUUGUUCUUCAGGAUGAAACAGGAUCGGAGGAGAUCGGGGAUGAGGACGACGGCAUGGGCAAGGAGGGCGCCGAGGGAGAAGAGCGGAUCGCAGGGGCAGAGGCUGCGGGUGUUGUUCUUCGGGAGGAAACGAUGUCGGUGGAGGUUGGAGAAGGGCGGACACUUGCAACGACGGCGGGGGUUGUGAAGGAAGGAGGAAAUCAAGACGGGGUCGACAAUGAGGACGAGGAGAAGCAAGACGUGGCCGAGAUGGGACCGGGAGCGAGGGAAGAGGACAACUCCGAGGUGAGCGCUACGUUAGCGGGGAGAUCAUUUGGGCGUGAGCCGUCGCUCCCGGCGUUCAUGCGGCCCGAUGGGGGCAUGGUCACCGUGGAGUUCUUGACCGGGUGCAGAGCGGCGAAGAUCGCGCCCGGCCUGUCGGAGGAGUGCGGGUCAACCCCGAUGCUGCUGGGGUACACCGGAAAGAACUUGAUGGAGCUUAUCAGGCCGGGGAAGAAGGGCAAGGUGGCCUGGAGAUCCCGCAAGUCUCUCAUCAAGACAGCCAAGCAGUCCGUGGGGUUCAAGGUGUCCUCCAUGUUCCGCCGCAGAAGCAAAUCUCCGGAGGGGGGGGGACCCUCGGGACCCGCCCCCCCCCAGGCCAUCGCCGGCCUAUCCCUAAGGGAAACCUCCGACGGCCGCCUGGCCUUGAUGAAGGACCCCUCCGGCGGGAGCAGCGGCGGUGGCGACGGCGACAUGGAUGGCGAAGACCUCGGUGGGACCGCGGGACACGACGUGGUAGAGUUCGGCGUUUUGCUGGGAGGCGUUCCGGAGGCGGGGGUGGAGGAGGCGGUCGCUGGUGGUGGUGGUGGAGUGGGAGAUGGCAGGGGCGGCGGAGAGGAGAAGUACGCAGCGAUGCUCACCCCGGGCGGGGGGCUCUGCGUCUUUGGCACCCGCGGCGGGGUGCGGUGCAUGUCCCGGGGUGUCCACCGCUGGGCGACUCACGCCACGGGAGGCGAAGUUGCGUAAGGGGUAUGUAAGGCGGGCGGCAGCAGGUGUUUGCUUGGCUGCCGCCACGCGCGGGACGAGGGAAGAGCGGCCCCGUGGUUUGAGCGGUACAAUAGCGAGGGGGGGGGGGAUUCGUGGCGACCAAAUCCGGUAGGCAGGGGGUGUGCUUGGCGGCGGAACUGAAGCCUUGGCCGAUUUUGUGGGGUUUGGGAAGCCAGGGGUGUCUGUCCCGCUCACCGGGGUUUAUAACUGGUGAUUUUUUAGUCCGCAUCGUGGCGGGUGUUUCUUGUUAUGUCGGGGAGACUCUAGAGGGCACUUGUCUUCUUGGGGGGUUCAAUUGUUGGUGUUUGUUGCUUGUUUCUUCGAUUUGGAAAUGGGAAGGGGAUCGCUGGUGUGCGACGACCUCCAAUCCGGAAACGUGCGUGCUGUGUGUAGAGCUCAAAUGACGAUGAAGGAGGGGAUAACGGUGGCAAUAGAAGGCGGAGUUCGGCACAGCUGAGAAUGAUUUUCGUGGUCCCAAAGGGAAGGAGGAGCGUUGUAAAUGCUGGUUGUGUGUACCUUGUGACGCUCGAGAGGGAUGCCGGGUGGAAUAAUUUUGGUUUUCCGCUCCUUGUUUUUCUGUUGUCGUGUAAAUGCCGCAACUCGAUGUGUACGGUACGGAUUACUUUUGCGUUGAAGCGAGUGGACCAAUAUGGGUGAGGACGACAGGGUGAGAUUGGGUCCGUUGGCGGCAAAUGGGACGGAAGUGGGUCGCAUGUGGUGGGUGUUGGUAUUGCACGUAGACGUUUUGGACCCGUACUUUAGUUUAUUGUUUGGCAUUCAUGCCGCGCACAGUACAAUAUAUGUACGUUCAUGUAUUUUAACGGUCUCGAGAGAGGAAUCAUGGGUAGGAGUUACUUUGCUUAUCUCUGUCGAACGAACACAAGCGCGUGUAUGCAGAAGGUUUUAUUUCACGCUUGGAGGUGUCAUAUCUGCUUCCAUACUACUUGUAUGCGUAUUGAUAGAAAUAUCUGAACCAUCCUUGUGUUUUUUGCUACAGCAGUAGUCGUGUCGACCGUCACUUUAAAAGGCUUUUCAACGCAUCCCUUUGAGGAAAUUUCUCAAACGGUUAGUCUUGAUACGACGUAGAUUUAUGCGAAAGUUUGUUCUGAAUAGAUGGUCACAGGUUUGUUUGUAGUCGGCGUAGGAAAGGCGUGGCGAACCGUGCAGAGUGCCGCGAGGGUCGGCCAAGGGUUCAGUGAAGAAAAGAUUGGGGUAGCCGGCGCGUGGGUGUUGUUAUGUGUGGUGACAUAGCGGGCUGCUGCUUCUCCCCGUGUUAUUGUGUUGUGCAUCGUUUUCCCUGUCGGAAGUUUCAUUUUGCUGGCGCGGCCAUUGGAUAGCUGAAUCGAAGUACUUUUACUUGUUCGCCUGUGAUGUGAAGGUACAUUUUCUUGUUGCUGUCUUCAAUUCAACGUUUGCAAUCGUUCAUCAGCACGGAUGGGUUUGAGGCGAGGCCGUCUUCGCGUUGUAGCAAAGCCGCAAACCCAGGACUUGUAGCGGUUUGUCGGUAGAAGGGGCCUCGCAAAGCAUCGUCAUGCUUCUGUAGUCCCUGCCUUUUUCGCUGGCCAUAGAUUUCGACGGGUGGUGUUUUUUUGCCUAGAACGGACGAAACCGCGAUACACUGUAGAAGUACUGCAUAGUCUAUGCAUACAGGAAUAUCGGCUACAUACAUGCACCAGUCGCAACCCUGGACCUGGGAAAGAUCUGCGGAUGACAUGCCGUAGGAGGAACUCGAAGAUGCCGUGAUGAGCGCUCUCCCAGCUGCUUCCCAGUCGAAGGAUC